This is a messenger RNA of Gadus morhua (Atlantic cod), 1534 nucleotides long. RefSeq names its product nth-like DNA glycosylase 1 (gene nthl1). Bases 122 to 1534 code for a protein of 470 amino acids. Gene Ontology annotation, biological process: base-excision repair; base-excision repair, AP site formation; nucleotide-excision repair. Gene Ontology annotation, cellular component: nucleus. The transcript is spliced from 6 exons. Gene Ontology annotation, molecular function: oxidized pyrimidine nucleobase lesion DNA N-glycosylase activity; DNA-(apurinic or apyrimidinic site) endonuclease activity; DNA binding. Lineage: Eukaryota; Metazoa; Chordata; Actinopteri; Gadiformes; Gadidae. The record is from RefSeq and is a predicted model, not a curated record.
CAGCAUGAAGCCUGAGGAGUGAGGAAGGUGUCCUGUGUCCCAGACUGAAGACGGUCUACUGGUUCUAAAGAGUGUGAUCGAUUGUAAAAAGAAAAAUCAAAUCCCUGCUUGGUGCUUCAAUAUGACUUCUCCUUACUUCACCCACGGCGCUGUUCUUACUCGAAGUCUCAAUCAAAGAACACGCCUGUCUGCUCUGGGGUCGAAAGUAAUAAAUAAACCUCAGAACCCAGGUCCUCCUGUCGAACUGAAGGAGGAGGAGGAGGAGACGUGCAUCUGCGAAGAUGACGGUCCAGCCUCUCCUACUUGCAUCCUCGAGCCACUAAAGUCAGAGCCGGCCCCCUCGCCCCCGGCCCCCUCGCCCCCGGCCCCCUCCCGCAGACGGAGACCGUUAAAGGUGGAGUACGAGCAGCGCGGCCAAGGGUUAAAGGUGGAGUACGAGGAGCGCGAGGGGGACCCAGCGGUGAAGACAGAGCGCUGGGAGCCUCCUGAUUGGAGGAUCCAGCUGGCCCACAUCCGUGAGAUGAGGAGGAGCCGAGACGCGCCCGUAGAUCACAUGGGGGCGGAAACAUGCUACGAACCAGGGGCCCCCGCCCCGGUGAGGCGUUUCCAGGUGCUGGUGUCCCUGAUGCUCUCCAGCCAGACUCGGGACGAGGUGACGGCGGCGGCCAUGGCGCGGCUGCGGGCACACGGCUGCACGGUGGACGGCAUUCUGAGCACCGACCACGAGGCGCUGGGGAGGCUCCUCCACCCGGUGGGCUUCUGGAGGACCAAGGCUGGGUAUCUGCGGAGGACCUGCCUGGUGCUGCAGCAGCAGUUCUGCGGGGACAUCCCGGACAGCGUGGAGGGGCUGGUGGGGCUGCCCGGCGUGGGGCCCAAGAUGGCCCACCUGGCCAUGAGCAUCGCCUGGGGCCGCGUGUCGGGGAUAGGUGUGGACACACACGUCCACCGUGUUUCCAACAGGCUGGGCUGGCUGAGGACCGCCUCCCGGACCGCAGAGCAGACGCGCUCCGCCCUGGAGGACUGGUUACCUAGGGCGUUGUGGGGGGAGGUCAACUGGCUCCUCGUGGGCUUCGGCCAGCAGAAGUGUCGCCCGCUCAGACCGCUCUGCUCCGAGUGUCUGAACCAGAGCUGCUGCCCUUCUGCACACCAGCCCCCCCCCACCCAGAGGACCAAGACCCCCCCCGCCAAGAGGACCAAGACCCCCCCCACCCAGAGGACCAAGACCCCCCCCACCCAGAGGACCUCGCCCCCCAAGACCCCCCCCACCAAGAGGACCUCGCCCCCCAAGACCCCCCCCACCAAGAGGACCUCGCCCCCCAAGACCCCCCCCACCCAGUGGCCCAAGACCCCCAAGACCCCCCCCACCAAGAGGCCCCAGGCUGGACCAACACCCUCCAGGACCUCUCCUGACCUGCUCCCCCCCGCCAGCUCCAGGGCGAAGACGGAGGCUGAACAGGAAGAGGAUGAGAGGGAACCGCCCCCACCUUCAGCCUCCUGUCCACCCAGGAGGCUGAAGGGGGGGAAGGUGCUCUGA